AUGGGGAGAAACGGCGUGCUAGGCCAGCUUCGAGGCAUCGAUGCCUUUUCCAAGACUAUGGACGAUGUGCGGAUCCGCACGAACGCCGGUGCGCUCAUCACGAUGGUUUCAGCCCUGCUUAUUGUAGUGCUGACCAUCGGUGAGUUUGUCGACUACCGGACGGUGCAUUUGAAGCCUUCGCUCGAAGUGGAUCGAUCGCGCGGCGAGAAGCUGACGGUGAAUAUGGACAUCACCUUCCCGCGCGUGCCGUGCUAUCUGCUGUCGCUGGACGUCAUGGAUAUCUCGGGCGAGCAUGUGAAUGAUAUUCAGCACGACAUCGAGCGCACGCGCGUGACGCACGAUGGCAAACCCAUCACCCAGGGCAAGAAGAACCUCAAGGGCGAUGCUGCGCGCAUUGCAGCUACCAAGGGCAAGGACUACUGUGGCGAUUGCUAUGGUGGUCAACCUCCUGCAACUGGAUGCUGCAACACGUGCGACGAGGUGCGCGAGGCGUAUGUUCGGAAGGGCUGGAGCUUUGCCGAUCCAGACCAUGUGGAUCAGUGCGUUGCAGAGGGUUGGUCUGAAAAGAUCAAGGAGCAGAACAAGGAGGGUUGCAGGAUCUCGGGCAAGCUGCAUGUCAACAAGGUGGUGGGAAGCUUUCAUCUGUCGCCCGGUAAGGCGUUCCAGAGAAACAGCGUGCACAUUCACGAUCUUGUGCCCUACCUCUCCGGCACAGGUGCCGAGCAUCACGACUUUGGCCACAUCAUCCACGACUUUAGCUUUGGCUCCGAACAGCAGUACCACGGCCUCACCACCGCCAAGGAGCGAGAGGUCAAGCAGAAGCUCGGCGUCAAAGACCCGCUCGAGGGCGUACGUGCACAGACCCAGCAGAGCCAGUUCAUGUUCCAGUACUUCCUCAAAGUCGUCUCUACCGAAUUCCGCCCCCUCUCGGGAGACACGCUCAAGACCCAACAGUACUCGGUAACAACAUACGAGCGCGACCUCUCCCCCGGUGCAAAUGCAGCCGCAAUGGCAGGCAUGUCCAACGAAGGUUCUGGCGCCCACAUCUCACACGGCUUCGCAGGCGUCCCCGGCGUCUUCUUCAACUACGAAAUCUCGCCCCUCAAAACCAUCCACUCCGAACACCGCCAGUCGCUCUCGCACUUCCUCACCUCCACCUGCGCCAUCGUCGGAGGCAUCUUGACCGUCGCGGGUAUCGUCGAUAGCUUGGUCUACAACUCCAGACGCAGACUACGCAGAAACGCUCCCAACGACCACUCCCAAGAGGGCCUAGGCUUCACCUCGAAAACCGGCAAAUUCCUCUAA
Messenger RNA from Moesziomyces antarcticus, 1305 nucleotides. Its product is annotated as ER to Golgi transport-related protein. The transcript is spliced from 2 exons. Gene Ontology annotation, cellular component: endoplasmic reticulum; COPII-coated ER to Golgi transport vesicle; Golgi membrane. Bases 1 to 1305 code for a protein of 434 amino acids. The record is from RefSeq and is a predicted model, not a curated record. Gene Ontology annotation, biological process: retrograde vesicle-mediated transport, Golgi to endoplasmic reticulum; endoplasmic reticulum to Golgi vesicle-mediated transport. NCBI's taxonomy places the organism in Eukaryota, Fungi, Basidiomycota, Ustilaginomycetes, Ustilaginales, Ustilaginaceae.